ACUCGCCCCCUGCUGAGCACGCACGCGCUGGCGGACGCGCGCCGCCUCGCCGCGCGCCUCGCGCUGCUGCGGGCCGCGCUCGCGCUCGUCGCCGGCCUCCACUCCCCCCACAGAUUCGGGGGCGGUUACUUAGUGCAGUGCGUGUGUCGCGGCUCGCCGCGUGCUCUGUGGCGGCGUGUGUCCGCGGCGGCGCCACAGGCUCGACUGAGGGUGCUCCACCACGCCACGGUGUAUUUCCUCAUGCCCACACACGCUACUGUUGACAAGAAAGGAAUAACAACAAAACUGAGCGACAUAUUCAGGCUGAUGUCGCACUUGCAAAGCACUUGCGAUGUGGAAGACUACACGAUUAAUCAGAGCUCUCUAGACGAGUUGUUCCUAAGUUUCACGGACAAAGCCGAUAUGGAUCUAGACACAGUUGAAGUGGAGCCCGUCCCCACGCCGCAGCUGCUGAGGAGGAACAGUGGGGAGGACAUGACAUCACUCUGACCUCCCCAAAGAAAGAAAAUAAUGAAAAGAUUCAUGUUAUUUUUUUUUUAAUUUGAUUGCCACAAUUUUUUUUUUUGUGUGAAAACAAAUUGUGCUAAUUGACUGAAGGUAAAAAUACAAAGUGUAUAUCGAAUUCGGAACGUUAAUUUAAAUUUUGUGAAUCAACGACAGUAUUAUAUAUACGCUGUUUUUUCGUCAGCGCUUCACAAAAAAGCGAUAAUUUAUUUUUAAUAAUACUUGCACAUUUCUCAUUUCUUAGUUCUUUUUCUUUCUUUAUAUUUAAAACCAUAGAAAUUAUGUUACUCUGAAUUUCUUUAGUUAAAAUUGAGUAACCUUUUUAAUUUCAUAGUUAAUAAACUUAAUGACAAACUAUAGAAUUAAUUUAGGUAAUCGUUAAUUAAAUGUAAAAUAAUUGACUUGAUAUUGCUCAAUUUUA
Messenger RNA from Amyelois transitella, 925 nucleotides. Its product is annotated as ATP-binding cassette sub-family A member 2. The annotation marks the transcript as partial. NCBI's taxonomy places the organism in Eukaryota, Metazoa, Arthropoda, Insecta, Lepidoptera, Pyralidae. The transcript has 4 exons. The record is from RefSeq and is a predicted model, not a curated record.